UUGACAGGGUCUGGCUUUGGAUCCAAGAUGAAUUACGGGUCAGGGUUUUUCCAUUUGAAGAUAAAAGUACCAGACAGAGAUUCCGCUGGAGUAGUCACAGCUUACUAUCUGACAUCCCAAGGAGAGAGACAUGACGAAGUGGACUUUGAGUUCUUGGGGAAUAGAGAAGGCAAGCCUUACACGUUACAGACAAAUGUGUUCGCAGAUGGCAAAGGCAACAAAGAACAACGAAUUCGUCUUUGGUUUGAUCCCUCUGCUGAUUUUCACGAUUACAAACUUCUUUGGAACCCCCACCAACUAGUGUUUUAUGUGGAUGAUAUCCCAAUAAUAUACAAGAACAAGAGCAAUAAGGGAGUGGCAUACCCAUCAAAGGCAAUGCAAAUCGAAGCAACGUUAUGGGAUGGAGAUAGUUGGGCCACUGAUGGAGGCAAAGCCAAAACCAAUUGGAGCUUUGCUCCUUUCAAAGCUUUCUUUCAAGCUUUUGAUGUUAAUGGCUGCCAACUUCAACCCUCAAGCAGUAAUAAUAAUGAUUGUGCUUCUAACAAGUUCUGGUGGAAAAGCCAGUUCUGGCAGUUGGAUCCUCAGAGACAAGCUGCUUAUCAAAAUGUUAAGAACAAGUAUAUGACUUAUGAUUAUUGCUCUGAUAAAACUAGGUACCCUGUACCUCCCAUCGAAUGUUCUUAUAAUUAA
Molecule: messenger RNA, 690 nt
Organism: Neltuma alba
Lineage: Eukaryota; Viridiplantae; Streptophyta; Magnoliopsida; Fabales; Fabaceae
Product: xyloglucan endotransglucosylase/hydrolase protein 2-like
Biological process (GO): xyloglucan metabolic process; cell wall biogenesis
Cellular component (GO): apoplast; cell wall
Molecular function (GO): xyloglucan:xyloglucosyl transferase activity; hydrolase activity, hydrolyzing O-glycosyl compounds
Source: RefSeq, a predicted model, not a curated record